Messenger RNA from Tarenaya hassleriana, 1247 nucleotides. RefSeq lists its product as uncharacterized. Lineage: Eukaryota; Viridiplantae; Streptophyta; Magnoliopsida; Brassicales; Cleomaceae. The coding region runs from base 233 to 631 and encodes 132 amino acids. The transcript is spliced from 5 exons. The record is from RefSeq and is a predicted model, not a curated record.
CUAGAGCAGCUGCCCAAAGAAGUUAGAUUACGAUUUGACUAAAUCCGACGAAUGAAGGAGUAGUGGGCCAAAUGAUGAUACAAGGUCGGUCCAAUCCUCCGUCCGUGCCGGAAUUACAAGGACAUCUCAUCCAUUUUCAACACAAAAAAUGGCGUUAUCAAAAUCCGUGUGAUGAUCCGAUAAUCCACCCUUGGAAACGCGCUCCGCUCUGUCGCUGGGGGAACAGAGAUUGAUGAUCGGAGAAUCUGUUGUUUUGCAGGCUCCUCUGAGUUAUCAUCUCAAGGUUUUUUUUGUUGGUUCCUUUUUUUUUAAGAUGGAGUUCGGGGAAAAUCAGGUGCUCCAUUAUCUGCUGCUUCAGCAUCAGCCUGUCGGUGAGGUCUCAGUGAAGAGAUCUGACUUAGCGUCUCGUGAAUUUUCUCGAGGAAGGCCAGCCCCUCAGUUGAUCUAUUUUCAAGAGCUUCUCUCUUCUAUGGUAAAAUAUUUUCAGAAGCUACUGGAUUUGAUAGUCAAAUAUGGCUGGGAUUUUGAUCAUUACUUGGAAGAAGACGUCUCUGCUGGCUGCAGUGAGAGCUCAAAGCAAGCCCACGGGAGGUAUUCUACUCUAUGCAAUGUUGUCACAUUGUGCUUUUGAAGGACAAGAACCUUGCCGCCGUUGUGACACCGACAUCAUCAGUUGAUUACACAACCUCGAAUUCAAGGAUCAAUUUGCUUCUGCCUCUUGUAUGUGGAUAUUACAUGUUAUUUUGCUCUCUGCCUUGGAUUCUUUUUACCAGAAUUGUGAUAAGUACUUCAGGGUUUACGUCAGAGGCAGGAAGAGAGGAAAAGAAGCAGUAAAUGGUGAGGAUCAAGAGGAAGGAGCUGAAGAAGUGGCUGAAGAAGGAGCUGAAGAAGGAGCUGGAGGGACAAGAGAAGGGAGCUGAAGCAAGAAGGAACAUCUGAAGAAAAAGGUACGCUGUUCUUAGAUUUGUUUGUUUGUGUAUAAGGAUAGUAUAUGUUGAUUGUGUUGUUGCAUAGUUGGUUAGUAGUUGUGAAUAAACAGCUGUAUUGUCUGUUAUAGUUAGGAAUGUGGUUAGCUGUUAGUAAUUCUGUUAGGAUGGGAUUGUAUAAAUAGUGUAGAGAAGGGAUUGAAGGGUUUUAGGCAAUUUCUAGUACAGAAUUGUAAGGGGAAGAGAGUGGGGACCUCUCUCAAAUCAAAGUCAUCCAACGUGUACCUGUUUUCGGUGAUCAAUAAAGCUGGGCAGUUCUUC